AGACUACUGAUUCUUGGUUGAAGUCCACACCAAGCUCUCUCUUACCUUCUUCUAUUGUCUUUCAAAAUCCUUGGUGGGUUGCAGGCAAAGCUGGAGAAGAGUGAGUGUAAGACAUAGACAGAGACAACCAUGUCUUCCCCUCUUCUGCUUGCAGUGCUGCUGCUAGUUGGCAUCUGUUCUCCAGCCACAGGGAAAGUUUAUGGGCGAUGUGAGCUGGCAAAGAUACUGAAGGCAUCAGGAAUGAGUGGAUACAGAGGAGUCCAGCUGGCUGACUGGGUCUGUCUAGCAAAAUGGGAGUCAGAUUACAACACCAAUGCAGAAAACCACAACACAGAUGACUCCACAGAUUAUGGCAUCUUCCAGAUUAACAGUCGCUGGUGGUGUAGAGACGGAAGAAUCCGAUCUGCAGAUGGAUGCGGGAUCCCAUGCAGCCGUCUGCUGAAUAGUGACAUCGCUGAUGACAUUGCAUGUGCUAAAAGAGUGGUGAGAGACCCCAAUGGAAUCAGCGCCUGGGUGGCCUGGAGAAACCAUUGCAGAGGACGGGACCUCAGCAGCUACAUAGCAGGGUGUGGCGUAUGAGUGACCGAUUGGCAUUCAAGAAGACACUAUGGUGGACCAGGACUAAACACCUCUCAGUGUUUCCCUAUUGCUUUUGAUUUUCUCUUCUUUCCUAAUAAUACAAAUGUGUAGAGAUUAAGCUUUGGGACUAGAAACACUCUUAACAUUAAAGGUUCCAGAGUGGUUCUUCAGAACAAUUGCAUAGGUUAACCAUUUUUGGAUCCCAAAAGCCCCAUGAAGUUUCUAGAAAGAACGUUUAUUAAUGUAGAUCCAUAACAGGCUCCAUACAGUAAAUAACCAUGAAUAGAUGGUAACAGAUUUUUUUAAAAUAAUGAGAGACCCUGAUUUCUAAAGGACUUUUGCUGUAUAAAAUACCGCAAUCUAAGUCCAAGUUUUCUUACUCUGUUAGUGCCCUGCUAGGUAGCCUACCAUACAUUAAAGAUUUCAGAUUUUUUUUUCACAUAUUUGAAGUUUUUAAAGCACCUUCUAAGAAUGAAAUGAACCACCCAACUCAGUAAAGAACCUUAAAGUGCCUUUAAAGAAGUUUUAAGAGUGAAGCGCAGGGACAGUGGGUUCAAAUUCCCUCUGCUGGUAGUAGUCAUGUGUUUCUGUGGGAUGCUUU
Messenger RNA from Polypterus senegalus (gray bichir), 1180 nucleotides. Its product is annotated as lysozyme C-like. The record is from RefSeq and is a predicted model, not a curated record. Bases 130 to 579 code for a protein of 149 amino acids. The transcript is spliced from 4 exons. Gene Ontology annotation, molecular function: lysozyme activity. NCBI's taxonomy places the organism in Eukaryota, Metazoa, Chordata, Cladistia, Polypteriformes, Polypteridae.